Molecule: messenger RNA, 2061 nt
Organism: Ruditapes philippinarum (Manila clam)
Lineage: Eukaryota; Metazoa; Mollusca; Bivalvia; Venerida; Veneridae
Product: glutamate-gated chloride channel alpha-like
Exons: 18
Coding region: 140-2047 (635 amino acids)
Biological process (GO): chloride transmembrane transport; nervous system process; regulation of membrane potential
Cellular component (GO): membrane; synapse; neuron projection
Molecular function (GO): extracellular ligand-gated monoatomic ion channel activity; chloride channel activity; transmembrane signaling receptor activity
Source: RefSeq, a predicted model, not a curated record
AAAAUAACUUGCGUUGCGUGCUUUCUUUUCAAGUCAGUAUUUGCACUAAGAGGACGUGUUCUACGACUCUCCUCGCGACAUUUAAAGAGAUUUAUAUUAGACAGAUAUUUGUCAGUUUCAGGUCUGAACAAACGACAUCAUGAUUGUUUAUCGGAAGCUGUUUUGUCGAUGCUUAACGAUAAUAUCAGUGACUUGCGUCUUUUGUGUCUAUACAGAACCUACCAGGAAUGAACUCAUGCGUUAUCUAUUGAAAGAAGCUGAGUAUGAUCACAACUUUCCACCGAGUACAGAGAAUGCUACUGAUGUGUCUGUUCAACUUUACAUCACUGAUUUUAACUCGGAGAGUGAUAAGGACAGAGAAAUUGAGUUUACACUCAACCUUCGAAUAAAUUGGACAGAUCCCCGACUAGACUUUACCAGAAACAAUACAACAUAUGACGUAAUCAAAUUUGGAGAUGAUAUAGUGGACAGCCUUUGGAUGCCUGACUUAUAUUUUCUAAAUGAAAGAAAGUCACAAUUACAUGGCUUGUUUGAACGAAACCAGCUGGCAUACAUUUACAAAAAUGGAAGCGUUUUCUACAGUGGCAGGUUUAACAUUAAGUUACACUGUGUAAUGAGCUUUGAGAAAUACCCAUUUGACACACAAAAAUGCCCAAUAGAAAUUCAAAGCUAUGCUUAUUCGACAGACUAUGUUCUUCUUCACUGGAAUGGAGAAAAUGCCAUACAAAUUGACCCUGCAUCUGAUCCAAUCAGACCUAAAAUACCAUCCCAGGGCCAAAGCAUUGAGACCAGAAAUACCUACCCGAUAACCGGAGAAUUUUCAACACUUAGAACAGAAAUAGAAAUACCACGUCCAGAUGGAUCAUAUAAUAUGAUGAUCACAGUUCCUUCUGUCAUUCUUGUUGUAACAGCGCUAACAUCAUUUCUCCUUGGAGACAAUAUAACACCACGCAUAGGUGUUCCUACGGGUACUUUGAUAUCCUUGUUUGUACAGUGGUCAGGAACAUACGCUCGACUAUCACUUGAUUCCACAUUGGGGUAUUUAGAUAACUGGAUGUGUGGACACUUAAUUGUUCUCGGAAUCAUUCUUUUAGCAAAUGCCUUGAUAUGUCAUUGCAAAUAUCAAAAGGACAAAGACAGAAAAUGUAUUCGGUGGUGUAAAAGAUUUGCUGUUCCUCUACAGGUACAGGCGGAGUCAUCAUCUAAAAGUGUGAAUCAACUGGAGGAAAAAAAUGGUACUUUGCAGAAAAGAGAUAACCCCAAUAAACAAUCAGCGAGGGAAACAUAUAUGAAUCAGGAGGCAGGGCCAUCACCCAGUGGUGUGAAUCAACCGGUGGAAAAAAAUGUUCCAGUUCACACAGAUAAAACCAUUAACGGAUCAACAAUUGAAGCAAUAAAACAGAAAUGUCAUGAAAAUUCAAGUUCCGAUGAACGUUAUAAUUUGACAGAACAAAUGUUUGGCAAGGAAGAGUUAUCAAAAAUGUCCCCGGAAUUUGACUGGGUGGCAGAGCCAUCAUCCAGUUUUGUAAAUAAAGCAUAUGAAAAAGUCCCUUUACAAACCCUAUACCCCGAUUACCGAUCAACAAGUGAAACACACCAGGAUCAGCCAGGGCCAUCAUCCAAUGGUGAGAAUAAACAGAUGGACAAAAUUGUUCCUUGUCAAACAAAUGACGAACCAACAAGUGAAGCAGAUAUGAAUCAGAAAUUUCCUGAGGCAAAGAAAAUUCUGAAUUCUGAUGAACGUUAUAAGUUAGCGAAACAAAUUUUUGGGGAGAGUGAGUUAGAACAAAUCUACUCGGAAUUCGUCAGAGAGAAAACAGAAAACAACUUUUAUAAUUUAUUGGAGGAGAACGAAUCAUUGAUUUUCGUUCAGGAAUACUGUUGUGGAUGUUGUAAAUCGCGUUGCAGUAAAUUUUGUGCAAAGGUUAAACAGAACAAAUGCUGUCAGGGUCUCGCCCAAAAGAUAAACAUUGUCUCGUUCUUUGUGAUAUCUGUAUUAUAUUCUAUUUUUCUAUUAUCUUAUAGAAUCAAAUGGGUUAGUAAAUGAAUUUAUUAAACUAA